GUCGAUUGUGAGAGAAUUCGGACUUUGAGCCUAGGCCCGGGUAAGCAAGCUGACUCAGGGGCUAUACCCCAAACUUUGCGACAUAUUCCGCCUAUUAUUUAUUUCCAACAACUCAGCCCACUUUCUUCCCCGCCUUCCCCACUCCCGUCGCCAUGCUGUCUUUCCCCGUCGCCAGACCGCGUUCAGCGACGGUGACGGCGACGACGUCCAGGAGACUCCUCUCGUCAACGAACCGUGAACGGGACCUCACGUCCAGGGGAAAGACGCUCCGGAUGCUCAUGUUUGGCAAGCCGGGAGCUGGGAAAGGCACCCUCUCAGCGCGUCUGGUGAAAAAGUACGAUAUAUUGUCUAUCUCGACAGGAGAUCUGUUGAGACAGCAUAUCCAGGAGAGAACCGAGGUCGGUCGACAGGCAGAAGACAUUGUUGCACAGGGUGGAUUGCUCCCCGACGAAGUUAUGCUCAGGGUCGUCACUACCAAGCUGGAUCUUCUGCAUAACAGGCACUGGAUACUGGAUGGCUUCCCACGAACGCUAGGCCAGGGCGAACUUCUAGAUGCCCAUCUCAAAAAACAAGGAACACCAUUGAGCCUCGUCGUCAACCUCGAUGUCCCUGACCAGGUCAUUCUUAGCCGCAUUUCUGACCGUUGGGUGCACUUGCCAUCCGGACGCGUCUACAACAUGUCAUACAACCGACCCAAGGUUGACGGUCUUGAUGACGAAACUGGGGAACCCCUUACCAAAAGGCCGGAUGAUAAUCCCGAAAUCUUCGCAAGGCGGCUAGACAAGUUCUACUCCACUACUUCCCCCCUUUUAUCGUAUUACACCACAUGUGCGACUAACUCCGAGCCUGCGCGGAAUUCACAUCAGCACCCGCACCAACUCUCGUUCCCAGUGAGGCCGCAGCAUCAACUCGUGCUCAAGACAAUCUCGGGAAAGACGUCUGAUGAAAUUUGGCCUCAGCUAGAUUCAGUGCUUAAGACGGCCUUUCCCAGUAUCAGCGAAAGGGCGGAGGUGAAGCGGAGGCAUAGUCUUACUGAGGCUAUGUUAGGGGACGGGCGCCAGGUUGCGGGGAGCCAGAUGGAGUAGUUUUUUGUUUUAUAGGAUGUUUGAGUCACUGUAUUUGUUACUGCCGCGAUGCUUGGGCUUAGUUCUUUUUUUCAUUUGCCUGUAUUUUUCGAUGCAAUGAUAUAUCCUUUUAUACACUGCU
This is a messenger RNA of Desarmillaria tabescens, 1206 nucleotides long. Its product is annotated as adenylate kinase. The transcript has 6 exons. Gene Ontology annotation, cellular component: mitochondrion; cytoplasm. The record is from RefSeq and is a predicted model, not a curated record. Gene Ontology annotation, biological process: nucleobase-containing compound metabolic process. The coding region runs from base 153 to 1085 and encodes 310 amino acids. NCBI's taxonomy places the organism in Eukaryota, Fungi, Basidiomycota, Agaricomycetes, Agaricales, Physalacriaceae. Gene Ontology annotation, molecular function: ATP binding; AMP kinase activity.